Lolium rigidum is the source of this 4303-nucleotide messenger RNA. RefSeq names its product protein NETWORKED 1A-like. Lineage: Eukaryota; Viridiplantae; Streptophyta; Magnoliopsida; Poales; Poaceae. The record is from RefSeq and is a predicted model, not a curated record. Gene Ontology annotation, cellular component: plasma membrane. Gene Ontology annotation, molecular function: actin filament binding.
UACAUCAAAAGAACUAAAGAAUGCCAUUUCAGAUGUGAACUCUGAGAUGGAUGCAGCACUCCUGCAAAACCAGCAGUCUCUGGAGAAAGUAUCUGAUUUGGAGUUACAACUCUCAAAGGCGCAGUUGAAACUGGAGAAGUCUGAACAGAAAAUGCAUAUACAGGAGCGAGAUAUUGCACAGAUGAGUGAACGUGUCAACAGUCUGGAGUUAAGUUUGGAAGAAGAGACCGAGAAGAAGGUGCAAGCUGAAAAGUCACUCAUGUCAAUGGAGAACAUUUAUUCUCAGUCUCAAGAAGAACUGAGUAGGCUGCAUCGAGAGAUUGAGAAGCUGAAUGGCAAAUCAAAUGAGUUGGAGAACUUGUCGUCAGAACUCAGGAACACCAUCUUACUUCUGAACACCGAAAAAGAUGCUACCCUUACUAAGAACCAGGAGUCCUUGAUGAGAGUAUCCCAUCUGGAGUCUGAACUCUCAAAAUUGCAGGCUGAACUGGACAAGGUUGAAGGAAGAGUAGAGGUGCUGGAGAAAGAACUAAAGCAUAAGCAAGAAGAAGUUUAUAGCCUUGAAACCAGCUUAGAAGAUAAAACCCAGAAGUGCAUUGAAGGUGAAGCAGCUCUUCUCUCAGUUACAGGUCUUCAUUCUGAAUCUCGGGAUGAAGUGAACAAGUUGGCCAUGGACAUUGAGGAGCUGAGUGGGCAAUUAAGUGAGGUGGAGAACAAUAAGAUGGAUCUUGAGAACAUUGUAAUCAAGUAUACAGAGGACAUCCAUAUCCUGCGUGAACAAAAUCUUUCUGCGGAGUAUACAAUAAAAGACCUGCAUUGUGAAUUGGAUGCACUGAAGGAGUUGAAUGUGAAACUCAAGGCUGAAAUGGGGUCACAUAUAGGUGAAAAGGAGGCAGUUCAGAGAGAUUUUGUCCGUCAAAAAGAAGAGAAAAAAAAUCUAGAGGGGACAUACCAUGCUCUGGCUGUUGACAUGGACACUCUAAAAGGCAGUGCUGCAGCAAACCAGAAGUUAAUAGAGGAUUUGCAGAUAGCAAACUUAAAACUGAAGGAGGUGUGUGCAAAUAAUUUGAUUGAAAAGGCACUUCUCUCGGAAAAGGUUCAAGAGAUGGAACAAAUAUCUGAUGAAUAUUCCCUCUUGGAGAUCUCACUUUCAGAUGCAAAUGCUGAAAUGGAAAGCGUGCAGGAGAGGAUAAAAGCAUUAGAAUCUUCAGAAAGUUCUUUAAAGUGUGAGCUUUCCUCCUGUGUUUCUGGAAAAGCUGUUCUUGUAGCAGAGCUAGACACCCUCGGUAGAAGUUUUGCUGUCAUUUCAGAGAAGAACUCUGUAUUAGAGAUGUCAUUAUCUGAUAUGAAAGCGGAGCUUGAAGACUUAAGAUUAAAACUGAAAGAUUCUGAAGAAACCCUCCAGGCUCAGCUUGCAGAUAACUUUGCUCUUUCUGCAGAAAAAAACAACUUGGUUUCUCAGUUACAGAAAAUUACAGUGGUUACGAAAGCCCUAGAAAGCAAGCAUGCAGAUCUGGAAGGCGAGCACACUUCUUUAUCAAGAGAGAAGGAUCUUGUAUAUGAUCAAGUCAGGAAGCUGAAGGGUCUGUUGAGGACAAUUAACAAAGAGUAUGAAGAUUCUGUGAAGUCACAUGAAAUGCAUGUGAGCAGCCUAGAGGAGCAGAUUUCAUCUCUGAUACAGAAAAUCCAUGAUAUGGACGAGAGGCUUGAAGAGCAAGAACAAAAAAGCAUGAGAGCUUCUAUUAGUGUAGUGGUCCUGGAGGGCAGUUUAGUUGACGUGAAAGAUAAGAAUGUGGCUCUCUUAGAAAAAUGCCAAAAGUAUGCUGCGGAAAAUCAUGCUGCAGAGAUUUUAAUAUCAGAGCUGGAAGAUCAAGCCAGAUAUCACGAAGCAGAGAGUAAAGCGUUGCUAAAGCAUAAUGGAAAACUAAGAGAAGGGAUUUCACAGCACAUGAAGGUCCUUAACAUCAGUAGGGAUGUAGGACCUGCUGAUGUAGCUCAGGAUGAAAUUCUGUUACAGACUGUUUCAGAUGAAACCUCUAAUAUUGUGAAACUUAAAGAGGAAAGUGAAGAUGUUAAUACUCUCAUGUAUACAGAGCUUUUGGUUCAUGCGACUGUCAUGUUGCAAGUAGGAACGGAGUUCAGAGAUCUGCAGUUGCAGAAGUGCGCCCUUGAGAAAAAGGUAGAGGAUGAAGCAACAGAAAUGAUAUCUUUACAAAAUGAAAAUUGUCGACUAAUAGAAUGCAAUGAACAGCUACGGCAAGAAUUGCAGAAAAUAAGUGAAAGGGGUCAGGUACAGAAGACUGAAGCAUUGAUUUUACAUGAGAAGCUAUCUUGUUUGACAGAGUCCUACCAGAGUUUGCAAGAUGAAAUUACUGACAUGACUGAGAGAAGUGAGUCCUUAUCUAAGGAACACAACUCUUUGAUUGAGAGGUACAACGCCUUGGAGGAUGAGAAUGGUGCUGUUCUUGCAGAAUGCAUGAUUCUUGAGCACUUGUCUCUGUUCUUUAGAAGCCAUAAUAAUGAGGUAGCAUCUGCAUUGGUAUCUCUUACCGAUGAGAUGGCUUUGCUGAGUUUAGGUAAGGGUGAACUUGAUAGUGAAGUCAAAGUGCUGAGCGCAAGAGCUAUGAUGCUUGAAUCAGAAAACAGUAACCUCAAGAAGUACAUAGUCUACUUGAUAGAAGUUCUCAGGAAUCGGCUUGUCCUUUUGGAGUUUGAGUUGAACACUGGAAAAAGUGUCUGCCAGGAGCUGUUUGGUGAACUUGAGCACUGCAUGGCGCUGCUGGUGCAUAAGGGCGAUGAGUUACUGGAAGCAGAAGAGAAUGUUCAGCUCAUGCAAGAAAAGAACCGGGAAUUAUGUCUAGUUGUUGCGGCCCUUCAGGUUGCCAUUGAAGAUGGCAAAAUGGUGAAAGGAGAACUUGAGAAGAAAAUCAUGAUCCUGACUGCGGAGGGCACCACCAAGGAUGAUGAAAUGUUCCUACUUCGCCAAGCAAAUGAAACCCUGCAAGUGGAUGCUUGCAUUCUAAAAAACAAGGGGCAGCAUUUGACUUCUGCACAUGAGCUCGUGUCAAAAGAAGUUGAGCAACAUGAAAGAGAGUUUGCUCUACUUUUGGGUGAUGCAAUAACCUAUUCCGUGAACGCUGCAAUCUACGAAGAAAAGGCACUCAAGUUCAUGAUGGAAGCGAAAGCUAUUGAGAUUAGUGCAAUAGCCCAAAAGGAGCUGCUAUUGAAUAAAACCUCCUCAUUAGAUGCCCAUAUUGAGGCUCUGCAGAAAAAGGUAAGUGACAUGCAGGAAGAAAAUGCAGAACUUAGAACAAAAGCCGGCUCACGGAUGGAAGCGAAUGAAAUAUAUUCUGAGGAUGAGAAGCAAAAAGAUGCUGCGGACUCUAAAGGGAAGCAGGUCCAGAUGAUGAAGGAUAUCGAACUUGAUCAAAUAUCUACCUGUCCAACAUAUGGUACUGGAAUCUACCCACUUGGCAAUGCUGCAAAUGCUGAGCUGGAUGAUGAGAUGCUUCAGCUAUGGGAGGCUGCAGAGAGGACCUGCAAAAACCAAACAGCCAAGUCAUCGUCAUCGGAGCACGACAUACAAGCAGUUGAGGAUGUAAAAAGUGAGUACCCUUCCUCAGAGCUUAUAAGGGGAAGAGAGCUCGGAAUCAAUAAGUUCGAGACGUCUUCCUCGUCUUUAGUAGAGCCUCAUGAUAUAUGGGGCAAGAAUGUGGUUGAGAGGCUCACUUCUAAUGCUCAGAGGCUGCUGAGCAUCCAAGAGAGCAUCCAGGAAUUGAAGCAGAAGAUGGGUGGCCCGUCGAAGGGCAGGUCUCCCAUGAAUACGGAGUACGAUGGCAUCAGCACUCAGCUGCAUGAGACCGAGGGGCUCGUCUUGGAACAGAUCAAUCUCAACAGCAAGCUGUCAAAGAAGGCUGAGAGUUAUCCUGCAUUGUUGGGCAGCAUGAACUCUGAGCUGGAAGGUUUACCCAGCAGGAGGAAGAUCUCGGAGCAGGUGAAGAAAGGAUCAGAUAAUGUGGCGAGGCUGGAACUGGAGCUUCAAAAGAUACAGUAUGUCUUACUGAAGCUCGAGGAGGAGAACGAGUACAGGAGGCUCAAGGUCUCCGACAAGCGUACUCGGGUGCUUCUGAGGGAUUAUCUGUAUGGGAGGAAGGACCACCGUGGCGGUGCGCACAAGAAGAAGAAGGCGCCCUUCUGUGGGUGUGUGCCCUCUAAAUCGAGAACAGAACCCUAGCCAUUUUGUUACAUGGCGGCUAGAAAUAAGAACUACUUUUUAAAGAGAAAAUCAUACUUAUAGGAGUGC